AUGAAUGUAUCACUCUUUCCAGAGCUGCGAGACAUUUUCUACUAUAGCGAGAAGACGGAUUCUUUGUGGUACACGGACCCUGCACCAGCCUAUUUAGGUUACGCAAUACUCAUCUACUGCAGUUCCAUGGUGUUCGGAGAACUUGCUGAAAUGUACACACUACGUUUGAAGUAUUUCACCGAACUGACUAACCUCGUGGACUGGGCGACGCUAACAACCGCAAUAAUGUAUGUUUUGCCUCCCGGCCGAGUGCCUUGCUUCCAAAACUGGAAUGCCGGUAUCGUCGCCAUUUUCUUGUCGUGGAUGAAGUUCAUCAUGUACUUUAGAGGGUACAAGACCACUGGACUUUAUGUCCUGAUGUUCAUCGAAACUCUGAUAUCUUUACUGAAGGCUAUGACUAUUUUCGUCAUGUUCGUCAUCGCUUUUUCCGCCACAUUUAGAAUGGUCUUCAGUCAACAGUACCGAUUUUCUUCAGCAGAUCUAGCUUUCAUGAGUGUGCUGACGAUGAUGCUGGGCGAGAUGAACAAGGACGACAUAUUCAACGAAGAGACCGAUCUGACACCGUACACAGUGACGGCAUACAUUGUCUUUCUGGUUUUCGUCUUCUUAAUGCCGAUGGUUCUUAACAACCUCACGAUCGGUAUUGCCGUCGGAGAUAUUGAAGGAAUCCGAAAGAAGGCGUUCAUCAAAAGAAAUGGUGUUCAGUCUGAUUACGUCUACCAUCUGGAGAACAAGUGUCCGUUGUGGCUUCAAAGGAUUCUCUAUCAGUCCGAGUACAUCGUCAGAGUUCAAAAGGAACGUUAUCGAAGCAAGUUCACCUCAAUGUUCUUCCCACCCGAGGAUGAGGCGCUGAUCGAACUGGAUGACAAAUCUGAACCCAGGAAUGCAGAACACGUGCUGGAGGAACUACAGAGACAGAAAUUCACGUUGGCAGCUCUGAAGUUGAUGGUCAGACAACAGGGCGAUAUCCUGCAAAGGCUCGCCGAUAAAGAGGGCGUGGCUUCGAAAGGCCAAGAUAUGAAAGGCCUUACCGAGUUAUUCGACGAACAACCUACGAACGAAGCUGACGAGAAUGACCCAACCUCUUCGGUCGCUUAGCAACCAUGGUUUUGUUUGGGGCAGGAUAAAAUGCUUGUUCAAAAUGGACCCAUGUUUAGGGAUUUUUUGGUGAAAAUGUGACCCAUUUAAGUGGCACAUCCCCGUAUUUCUUAAUAUGUGAUUACCCCCACCCCCUCCCCGGGUUUAUAACUUGCUACCUUCGUCAUUACAUAGCAAUUUAGUGUAGGGCUUACUCAAAGUAAAGAUAAAGAUAGCGAGAAAAAGUAUUUCAUUUCAUGUACAUGCGUAAACCCGCAACCCCCUCCUUUCUCAUAUUUAAUUGGCCUAAAUGUAGAUGGAUUGACCAAAAAUUUCUUUGAAAGCUUACGAUGCUUGAUUGUAUUGGUAAACAGAUUGUUAUCAAAGCACGCUGUGUAUCGAAUCGAAUUAUGUACCUUGACUUGACUUGUUUCAAAUACAUGUAUUUUAUAAUUAUCUCGGACAUUCUCAUUUACAUAUGUUCGGAAUAUCAACAAAAAUUAUGACAAGAUUUUUUUUUUUUUUUAAUGUACAUAUAUGUUUACUUUCUAGGAUAUUAUGAGCCCGUAUACAAAUAAUAGGCGGCAGUGAGGGCAUUAGAUGUGUAGUAUUUGUUUUAUAAGAUGAUGUUUUAUUUGUUUUAUAAAAUGUUUUUAUAACAUGAUUUUACCAAUGACCGGUCAUUAGUAAAAUUACAUGUUAAGCAAAAUGAAUGCCUGGUCAAGUGUACACUCUCAACUGAUUCGAUUAGGAUCCGCUUCAUCAUCUUAUAUUAAACAUGGGUCUUGUUAUUUUAUUAGGGUUUUCGUUUGUCACGUCAUGACGCCAUUUCGGCGAUUUGCGCAUGCGUCGGGUCGUCUGGCGUCGUCAGGCCAAAUUUGCGAACCCGUUCAUCGAUGAUUUGAGGUUCGUCAGAAAACUAGUGACCCGUCGUCAAAAUGACGUCAUCAUGCUACAUCGCAGCGUAAAUCAAACGUAAAAACAGAAAGAGAAAGUGAUAGAAUGAUUAAAAAAA
This is a messenger RNA of Strongylocentrotus purpuratus (purple sea urchin), 2092 nucleotides long. Its product is annotated as transient receptor potential cation channel subfamily A member 1. Gene Ontology annotation, cellular component: membrane. Bases 1 to 1098 code for a protein of 365 amino acids. The transcript has 10 exons. Gene Ontology annotation, biological process: transmembrane transport; monoatomic ion transport. Lineage: Eukaryota; Metazoa; Echinodermata; Echinoidea; Camarodonta; Strongylocentrotidae. The record is from RefSeq and is a predicted model, not a curated record. Gene Ontology annotation, molecular function: monoatomic ion channel activity.